This is a messenger RNA of Rhodofomes roseus, 1413 nucleotides long. RefSeq names its product vacuolar protein sorting-associated protein 26. The transcript is spliced from 8 exons. Gene Ontology annotation, biological process: intracellular protein transport; retrograde transport, endosome to Golgi. Gene Ontology annotation, cellular component: endosome; retromer complex. NCBI's taxonomy places the organism in Eukaryota, Fungi, Basidiomycota, Agaricomycetes, Polyporales, Fomitopsidaceae. The record is from RefSeq and is a predicted model, not a curated record. The coding region runs from base 233 to 1126 and encodes 297 amino acids.
CAUACCCAAGUGCAUCGACCGCUAGCAACCACCGACUAUCCCCACGUACACCAGCGCAUAUCGGCACACAGUAUCAUGACUUUUGCUGCUCACUGAAUUCUUCAUCUAUCAUCGCAUCAGCACUGCGCUUCACCGCCGCAGCUCACGACGAGUCGGGCGACUCGACCCGGACAAGCGCGACCGUGUCGGUGGCGCGUCCAUACGCAUCAAGCACACUCAAGACUAAGCAGCCAUGGCGGCCUACUUUUUCGCAUCACCGGUAGACGUGGACAUCAAGCUCGAGGCCGAGGACGAGCGCAAGAAGGUGGAUCUCAAGCUCGAGAAGGAGCGCGCUGUGUCAUGUCCGGUGUACUAUGACGGCGACGCAGUCGCAGGGCAGGUUACGGUACGUGUGCGAGAUGGAAAGCGGCUCGCGCAUGAGGGUAUCAAGGUGGAGUUCAUUGGCAGCAUAGAGCUGUUCUACGACCGCGGGCACCACCAUGAGUUUCUAUCACUAUCGCAGGAGCUCGCGGCCCCGGGGGAGAUGCGCGCGGCGCAGACGUUUGACUUCCUCUUCAAGAACGUGGAGAAGCAGUACGAGAGUUACCAGGGGAUCAAUGUCAAGCUCCGAUACCUCGUACGCGUGACGAUCUCGCGACGAAUAGCAGACGUGACGAAGGAGAAGGAGCUAUGGGUGCACUCCUUCCGCAUGCCUCCCGACAGCAAUAACUCAAUCAAGAUGGAGGUCGGCAUAGAGGACUGCCUCCACAUCGAGUUCGAAUACAACAAAUCCAAAUACCACCUGAAAGACGUCAUCGUGGGCAAGAUCUACUUCCUGCUCGUGCGCAUCAAGAUCAAACACAUGGAGCUCUCCAUCAUCCGCCGCGAGACGACCGGCGCGCCCCCGAACCAGUACAACGAGAGCGAGACCAUCACCAAGUUCGAAAUCAUGGACGGCGCGCCCGUGCGAGGGGAAACAAUUCCGAUACGGCUGUUCCUGGGCGGGUUCGACCUGACGCCGACGUUCCGGGAGGUGAACAAGAAGUUCAGCGUGCGGUACUACCUCAACCUCGUCUUGAUCGACGAGGAGAAUCGGAGGUAUUUCAAGCAACAGGAAAUCACCAUUUUCCGUAUUCCAGAGAACUGAUGGCUAUGGACUCUGUGUACUUAUUAUACGUAUUGUUUAUUCUGGAACUCACGUCUCCCGCCCGAAGUGUCGUGUUUCACUGUCCCCCGUAAGCUGACGGCUAUGCCUCCACAUCCCGCGCCUAGCACAUGUCCUGUCUGUAACACCGAGGAUACCUUCACAGAAAGCCUGGUCCGAUCUGUAGACAAGCGAUGCCUCUAUAUCCUCUUCAAGAGAGGGUUCAGGUUUCCAUGGGCCACGAGUUCUAGCGUAACGCACCAACAGAUGAGAACAGAUCUAGAAAGCCG